AUGGACUGGGACCAAAACGAUAUGCGCUCGCGCUUCUGUCACGCUCUUUCAGAAAUGUAUAAGACCGAAGUUCCCCUAUACGGAGACCUCAUCGACGUAGUGUGGGAAGCAGACGCGAAAGCAAUCCAAGACAGCCAGACGAACGGCAGUUCCAAAAUCAUCAAUCCAGAUGAUGUUCUGCCCUCACGGCAUCGUGUUGAGAGACAUGGCGCUAUUCGAUUAGGAACGGCGCAUGAGCUCGCCACAAUCCGUCGGAUGUUUGCUGUGAUGGGUAUGCAUCCAGUGGGCUACUAUGAUCUUAGCCUUGCGGGGUUCCCUAUGCACGCUACUGCAUUCCGCCCGAAAACCCAAGAAUCCCUCGAUAAGAACCCAUUCCGUGUGUUCACGACGGUUUUGCGAAUGGAACUAUUGACAGAGAAGACCCGGGCGCUGGCCCAGAAAGCACUGGAGCAGAGGAAUAUUUUUACUCCAAGGCUCAUGGGUCUUUUGGAUAUUGCAGAGUCUCAAGGAUACAUGACGCCGGAGCAGUGUACGGAGUUUAUCACAAAUGGUCUUGAGACAUUCCGAUGGCACUCAAAAGCGACUGUCACACUUGACGAAUACGACCAGCUGAAAGCUGAGCAUCCUCUUAUCGCCGACAUUGUCUCUUUUCCCAGUUCACAUAUCAACCACUUAACGCCUCGGACCAUUGAUAUCGAUCUUGUUCAGCAGUUGAUGUUGGACCAUGGGAUGCCUGCCAAAGAACGCAUCGAAGGACCGCCGAAACGCACAUGCCCAAUACUUCUGCGGCAGACAAGCUUCAAGGCACUUGAAGAAACUGUCUAUUUCCGGGAUAUAUCGGGGUCCUACGUGAAAGGCUCACAUACAGCAAGGUUUGGUGAGGUUGAGCAAAGAGGCUAUGCUCUGACCCGGGAAGGGCGGCAGUUAUAUGACCAAAUUCUGGAGCGAGUCAAUGUAGACUCUGUGAAGAGAGGAUUGAAGGGAAGUGAUUAUGACAAGUUAUUGGAAGAUCACUUUGAAGAGUUUCCUGACAGCCUCUCAAAGCUCCACGACUUGAAGCUGGCAUAUUUUUCCUAUCAGGUGACGCCACUGGGUGACCAGCUGGCUCAACAAGGCAUAUCAGAGGCUGAACUUUCGCUUCAUGAUCUUCUCAGCAACGGGAUUCUAAAUUAUAAGCCUCUUACAUACGAAGAUUUCCUACCACUAUCUGCGGGCGGUAUCUUUAAUUCCAAUCUUGGCAGUGUCUCUCAGUCAAAGGAUCUUAUAACGAGCGCCGAUCCAGACCUCGAUGGCUUCCAGCGAUUCCUUGGGACGUGUGUGGCAGAUGAGUUCCACCUUUAUGCCGAGAUGCAACAGGAAUCAUUGGAGGGUUGUCGGCAGAAACUACAGCUGGGGGCUAUUUUAUUAUAG
Molecule: messenger RNA, 1410 nt
Organism: Penicillium canescens
Lineage: Eukaryota; Fungi; Ascomycota; Eurotiomycetes; Eurotiales; Aspergillaceae
Product: VOC family protein
Exons: 1
Coding region: 1-1410 (469 amino acids)
Molecular function (GO): oxidoreductase activity
Source: RefSeq, a predicted model, not a curated record